This is a messenger RNA of Gorilla gorilla gorilla (western lowland gorilla), 6410 nucleotides long. RefSeq names its product zinc finger X-linked protein ZXDB-like. The record is from RefSeq and is a predicted model, not a curated record. Gene Ontology annotation, molecular function: transcription coregulator activity. Gene Ontology annotation, biological process: regulation of transcription by RNA polymerase II. Gene Ontology annotation, cellular component: nucleus. NCBI's taxonomy places the organism in Eukaryota, Metazoa, Chordata, Mammalia, Primates, Hominidae. The transcript has 2 exons. The coding region runs from base 70 to 2481 and encodes 803 amino acids.
CCCGCGGCAGGGGGCGGGGUGGCGCCUCCUCCUCGGCUCUGGUUCCAGCCGAGCCUCUCGGACGCAGAGAUGGAAAUCCCAAAGCUGCUCCCGGCUCGCGGGACACUACAGGGCGGCGCCGGCGGUAUCCCCGCGGGUGGCGGCCGGGUCCACCGAGGCCCUGACCCGCCGGCUGGCCAGGUCCCCACGCGCCGCCUCCUGCUGCUCCGGGGCCCCCAAGAUGGCGGGCCCGGGCGGCGGCGCGAGGAGGCCCGCAGGGCUUCACCGAGCCCUGGCCCAAGCCUGUUGGCGCCGAGGCCCCAUCAACGUAGCGGCGGCGGCGGCGGCGGCGGCGACGACUUCUUCCUGGUGCUGCUUGACCCGGUGGGUGGCGACGUGGAGACCGCGGGCUCCGGUCAGGCCGCAGGGCCUGUGUUGAGGGAGGAGGCCGAGGAGGGCCCGGGGCUCCAGGGGGGCGAGAGCGGCGCGAAUCCCGCGGGGCCCACUGCGCUAGGCCCCCGCUGCCUGUCCGCAGUUCCCACUCCGGCCCCGAUCUCUGCCCCCAGCCCCGCCGCGGCCUUCGCGGGCACAGUCACUAUCCACAACCAGGACCUGCUGUUGCGCUUUGAGAACGGCGUCCUCACCCUGGCCACGCCCCCACCACACGCCUGGGAGCCAGGGGCCGCUCCUGCCCAGCAGCCCGGGUGUCUGAUCGCCCCGCAAGCUGGGCUCCCGCAUGCCGCGCACCCGGGUGACUGCCCAGAGCUGCCGCCAGACCUCCUGCUAGCCGAGCCGGCCGAACCCGCGCCAGCUCCGGCGCCUGAGGAGGAGGCGGAGGGCCCGGCCGCCGCCCUGGGUCCCCGCGGACUGCUGGGCUCUGGUCCAGGCGUGGUGCUGUACCUGUGCCCCGAGGCGCUGUGCGGGCAAACCUUCGCCAAGAAGCACCAGCUGAAGGUGCACCUGCUGACUCACAGCAGCAGCCAGGGCCAGAGGCCCUUCAAAUGCCCCCUGGGUGGCUGCGGCUGGACCUUCACCACCUCUUACAAGCUCAAGAGGCACCUGCAGUCGCACGAUAAACUGCGGCCCUUCGGCUGCCCUGCGGAGGGUUGUGGCAAGAGCUUCACCACCGUGUACAACCUCAAGGCGCACAUGAAGGGCCAUGAGCAGGAGAACUCGUUCAAAUGUGAGGUGUGCGAGGAGAGCUUCCCCACGCAGGCCAAACUCGGCGCCCACCAGCGCAGCCACUUCGAACCCGAGAGGCCUUACCAGUGCGCGUUUUCUGGCUGCAAGAAGACAUUUAUCACAGUGAGUGCUCUGUUUUCCCAUAACCGCGCCCAUUUCAGGGAACAGGAACUGUUUUCCUGCUCUUUCCCUGGCUGCAGCAAGCAAUAUGACAAGGCUUGUAGGCUGAAAAUUCACCUGCGGAGUCACACCGGCGAGAGACCUUUCCUUUGUGACUUUGAUGGCUGUGGCUGGAACUUCACCAGCAUGUCCAAACUCUUAAGGCACAAAAGGAAGCACGACGAUGACCGGAGGUUCAUGUGCCCUGUGGAAGGCUGUGGGAAAUCUUUCACGAGGGCCGAACAUCUGAAAGGCCACAGCAUUACCCACCUGGGCACAAAGCCUUUCGUGUGUCCUGUGGAAGGCUGCUGUGCCAGGUUCUCUGCUCGCAGUAGCCUCUACAUUCACUCCAAGAAACACCUGCAGGAUGUGGACACUUGGAAAAGCCGUUGCCCGAUCUCCACUUGUAAUAAACUCUUCACAUCCAAGCACAGCAUGAAGACGCACAUGGCCAAAAGGCACAAGGUGGGCCAGGAUCUCUUAGCUCAGCUAGAAGCAGCAAAUUCUCUUACACCCAGCAGUGAACUUACCAGCCAGAGACAGAAUGAUCUCAGUGAUGCAGAGAUAGUGUCUCUCUUCUCUGAUGUACCUGACAGUACUUCUGCUGCAUUGCUGGACACAGCAUUGGUGAACUCUGGAAUCUUGACUAUUGAUGUGGCUUCUGUGAGCUCGACUCUGGCAGGGCACCUCCCUGCUAAUAAUAAUUCCGUAGGGCAGGCUGUGGAUCCUCCGUCCUUGAUGGCCACCAGCGACCCUCCUCAAAGCCUGGAUACCUCUCUCUUUUUCGGAACGGCGGCCACUGGUUUUCAGCAGAGCUCCUUAAAUAUGGAUGAGGUCUCAAGUGUAAGUGUGGGGCCAUUGGGAUCUCUGGACUCUUUGGCCAUGAAAAACUCCAGUCCAGAGCCCCAAGCUUUGACACCCAGCAGUAAGCUAACAGUGGACACAGAUGCUCUGACUCCUUCGAGCACCCUUUGUGAAAACAGUGUCUCAGAACUACUGACACCAGCCAAAGCGGAGUGGAGCGUACAUCCUAACUCUGACUUCUUUGGACAGGAGGGAGAAACCCAGUUUGGAUUCCCCAAUGCAGCAGGAAACCAUGGUUCUCAGAAAGAAAGAAAUCUUAUCACUGUGACUGGCAGCUCAUUUUUGGCUCAUAAGUGAAAGGAGAUGAGUCUCAGAUGAGACUUUGGACUUGGACCUGGAACAUUUAAGUUAAUGCUAGAAUGAGCUAAGACUUUGGGGAACUAUUUGGAAGGCAUGAUUGUAUUUUUCAAUGGGAGAGAAACAUGAUAUUUGAGGGGCCAGGGGCAGAGUAAUAUAGUUGGAUAUUUGUUCUUACCCAAAUCUCAUGUUGAAAUGUUAUCCCCAAUGUUGGACGUGGGGUUUGGUGGGAGGUGAUUGGAUUACGGGAGCAGAUCCCUUAUGAAUGUCUUAGUUCUUAUAAUAGUGAGUGAGUUAUCAUCAGAAAUGUUAUUUAACAGUGUAACACCUCCCCCCAUCUUGCUACUGCUUUUGCCAUGUGAUGUGUCCUAUCCUGCUUCACCUUUUGCCAUGAGUAAAAACUCCCUGAGGCCUCUUAAGAAGCUGAGCAGAUACCAGUCCAUGCUUUCUGUACAGCCUGCAGAACUGUAAGCCAAUUAAACUUCUUUUCUUUAUAAAUUACACAGUCUCUGGUAUUUCUUUAUAGUGGUGCAAGAAUGGCCUAACACAGGCCUAUUGGGUUUCUGAUGAUAAAUUCACUCUUUGUCUGAUGGAGAUUUCCUUACAUGUUACUUGACACUUUUUUCUUGCUGCUUUUAGGAGUGUUUUUUACUUUUGAUAGUUUAUCUAUAACGCACCUUGGAGAAAACUUUUUAGGUUGAAUAUAUUUGGGGAUUGUUGAGCUUCCUAUAUCUGGAUGUCUGCAUCUCUUGCAAGAGUUGGGAAGUUUUCAGCUAUUAUUUUGUUAAAUAGUUUUUCUCUGCCUUUGCUCAUCUCUUCUCUUUCUAGAACUCAGAAAAUGAAUAUUUCACCACUUUAUUAUAUCUCAUAUGUCACAUUGGCUUUUUUCUUCUUUUUAAAGAUUGUCUGACAGGGUUAUUUCAAAAGAUCUGUCUUCUCAUUUUCAAAAAUUAUUUCUUCACUUGUUCUUGUCUAUUGUUGAAGCUCUUGAUUGUACUUUUAUUUCAUUCAUGGAAUUCUUUAGUAACAGGGAUUCUGUUUUUUAUGGGAUUUAUCUAUCUUUGGCAUUUUCUAUUCAGAUCAGGAAUUUUUUUCUUAUGUCUUUGUAUUGUUCAUGUGUAUUCUCUUUUAUUUAACUGAACUGUUUGAAGACUAUUAUUUUGAAUUAUUUUUGAGGAAUUUCAUAGAUUGUCUUUUAUUUGAAACCCAUUACUGGAAAAUUAUUGUGUUACUUUGCAGGUGUCAUGUUUUCUCGCUUUUUUAUGUUUCUUUUGUCUUUAUGUAGAUAUCUGCACUACUGGUAUUAGUUGUUCGUUUCAAUCUUAUGAAUUAUCUUUUUUUAAAAGAUUUAUCUAUAGUCUUGGUUGGGUAGGAUUCUUUGGCGCUGAUUUUGGGUGAGCACAGAAUCAUAGUUUUCAUAUGAUUUCUUUGGGAUGAGAUGUGGUUGUUAGUGGAGACUAUGGCAAAGCUUUGUUUGGUAUCGUCAUGCCAAGCAGGAUGGUUCUGGGUCACUAGUAGUGGUGACAACAGGCUAGGCAUGCCAAUCCUUAAUCCCUAGGGCUGUGUAUGUGGGGUACCAUCAAUGGUGGUUAUGGGUGUAGAUGAGCCUGUCCUUAGUAUCCAGGAUGGGGUGUAGGGAGUGGUGAGUCAUUUCUCAGGUCACUAGACACUGUGUGGGGGCACGAGUUUCUGUACCAGCUGUGGUAGGUGGAGAGGGCCUGCCCUCAGGCCCCUCAAUGGAGGGUACCCAUAGACAGAAUGGGUUAGCCCCCAGCCCCUGGAUAAUGUAUGUGGGCAUUAUUAGUGGCAGUGGCAGGAGGGAAGAGCCUGUCUGUGUGUGUGCUGAAUGUGACAGGCAGAGCAUACACUUCUGUAGUCCUUCAGACAGCAUGCUCAUGUGCCAGAGGCAGUAGCAAUGAAUGGGGCAGGCUUGUUCUUACCCCACAAUGGCAUGCCUGAGUGCCAGUGGUGGUCAGUGAUGUAGGCCUUUCUUCAGGCCUCAGUAAGUGCAUCAGUGGGCCAGUCCUCAGGUUCCCUGAAUUUGCAUGCAGGUGUGUAGUGGCCCAGCUGCUGGAAGGGAUAGGAUUGCUGUCAUUAGCAGUAACCGCCCAAGGGCAGCUGUAAGGCUAUGGGAAGUGCAAGUUUUGGCUCCUUUUGUCCUGUGGGCAGAUUUUCUAGUGCAUUACACUGCCUAUUAUCUGGAAUGUUGGACACUGUGUAGGCUAGACUGCUGAGAAACCAUCCUCACCACUGGGUCCAGCUGAUGUUGUGUUGCUGUAGACCUCCAUUUGAACAUAGGGGAAUAUCAACAGGGCUCCAGGGAUGUGGAGAUGCAGGGGAUGUUGGGUUCCAGGGCAGGAUGUAGUCUAGCAGGGGCUGGGCUCUCAUAAUUGUACUUGAAUCUCAGUGUGUUUGUGGAACCCAACAUGAACUCUUUCUGGACAAGUGCCAUCAUAUGUACACCAGGCACCUUCCUAUAUGGUCCUCAGGGCCCAUGUAGGCCAAGUUUUUCUUCUGUGGCUAUGAUUGUAGGAGUCCACAUUGAGAAUGUGGACCACUGGGUAUCCCUCUAUUUUCCUUGCAAAAGGGAGUUCUUCCUGGCUCUGAGUCAAUCCCAGCCAGGCCAGCUACUUUGCUUUCUUCUGCUUUUAUACCUCAUAGGUUACCUGUCACUUCUAUAUGGAAUUCUAGUGUUCCAAAGCUCUAAUCAACAUGUGGUUAUCUACUUGCUAUUUGGGUCCAUCUUUGUGGAAAAAGUGAGCCCUGACACCUCCAGCCAGCCAUCUUGAAGCCUGCUUUUUAAAAUUGAUACAUAGUAAUUGCACAUAUUUUCAGAGUACAUGUGAUACUUUGAUACAUCCAUACACUAUGUAAUGAUCAAAUAAGGGCAAUUGGGGUACCUAUCACCUCAAACAAUUAUCAUUCUUUUAUGUGGAGAACAUUUCAAAGCUUCUCUUCUAGCCAUUUUGAAAUAUGCAAUACAGUAUUGUUAGGUAUAGUUGCCCUACUGUGCUAUUGAACAACAUAACUUAUUCCUUCUACUUACCUGAUUUUUUUACCCAUAAACCAACCAUUCUUUAUUCCUCCUCCGCCACUACCCUUCCCCACCUCUGACAUUCACCAUUCUACUUUUUACUUCCAUUAGAUCAAUUUUUUCGCUCCCACAUAUGAGUGAAAACGUGAUAUUUGUAUUGCUGUGCUUGGCUGGUUUUGGUUAACAUACUAUACUCCAGUUCCAUCUGUGUUCCUGCAAAUGAUUGGAUUUUAUUUUUUAAAGAUGAAUAAUAAUCCAUUGUAUACAUAUGCCAUAUUUUUUAAUCCAUUUUACUGUUGAUGGACACUUAGGUUGAUUCUGUAUCUAGGCUGUUGUGAAUAGGGCUGCAAAUAAACAUGGGUGUGCAAAUGUCUCUUUGCUAGACUAAAUUUCGUGCUUUUGGAUAUAUACCCAGCAGUAGAAUUUAUGGAUUGUAUGGUAGUUUUAAUUUCUUUAAGGAACCUCCAUACUGUUUUUCAUAGUGACUGUGCUAAUUUACAUCCCUACCAACAGUGUAGGUGCGUUCCCCUUUCUCUGCAACCUUGCCAGCAUCUCUUAUUUGCUAUCUUUUUAAUAGUAUCAUUUUAACUGGGGUAGAUGAUAUUGAUUUUGUUUUUUAUUUUCAUUUUCCUCAUAAUUAGUAAUAUCAAACAGGUUUUAUAUACCUGUUGGCUGUUUGUCUUUUACUUUAACUGAUACAUAACAAUUGUACAUAUUUAUGUGGUACAUUGUGAUUUAUUGAUGCAUACAUCUAAUGUGUAAUUAUUAAAUCAGGGUAAUUAGAAUAUUUAUUUAUUAUUUAUUUAUUAUGUCAAAUGUAUCUCUUCUUGGUUGGGGAUAUUUCAAAUCUUUUGUAGCUAUUUGGAAAUAUACAAUAAAUUAUUGUUAACUAUAA